AUGUCUGCUACAGGUUUCUCUUAUGCUCAGGCCGCUCGCGGCCAGGCAGCACCGCAAGUAACUACGCCUGUUACCAGCUCAGUAGCUCCUCCACGGGCGAGCCCAGAGGAAAACGAUGUUUCGAAUCCCACAACAAUCCCCGAGGCAGGUACUGCCUUGGUGCUAUCUGUCACGAGCGAUGCGAGCAAACUAGCAUCGUCUGAAUCAGGAUACGGUUCACGAAAGGUCGAUUCAGAUGCGGGCUCCGCAACUGAUUCUGCUACGUUGAUUGGCACGCUUGUCGAAUCGACAUCCAACAUUUCACUGGACGACGUAUCUUUUCAUGCCAGUGCAAGCUACAAGAACGGCUAUGCCUCAGCUAUUGCUACACGGUCUUCCUCGUCUGAUGAUAGCGCCAGAAAGAGCCGGAAAGGCAAAACAACAAAAACAUCUACUAAGGACGCAGAUCUACUUUCUGUGGACGAUGCAGAGAAAGACGCGGAGGCUCCGAAGGUGGUCUUGUCUCCAGCGCCCGUGCCUAUCAAGAAUAUAUGGGAUGAGAGGCGGCGUGAGCUUGCUGCCAAGGCGAAGCAACCCCCCGCUAGCAAGCCAGACUCGUUGGUAGUGGCCACGGGUGCUACGGGUGCAAAUGGUGGGCUUGUGAAGUCGCAGGAACUGAAGAAAGGCAGUGCUCCGCCGACUGAUCUUGAAAAUCAUUCGGAGACAUUUGGCGCGACAGCCACGUUCAAACCCCACCAAAGAAGACUGAGCGAGACUUCACGUGGCGACCAAACGCGCCGCAACGGUUCCCGAGUGAGCAAGGUGGUAGAUAAGGAUGCUAAGAACCUUUCGGGGCGCAGCAUUUUGCCGUUUGUCCAAGAUACAACUCUUUGGCCGACCCCUGAAUCUGCCGCUGUGACUGAAGAUGCAAAGGCGAAGAGCCUUGCAGAGAAGGUGGACAGAUUAGAUGAUGGUGACAAGGACACCCAGGAGGAAGGGGCUCUUGCGAAGUCCCGGAAGAAGGGAGCUUGGGUUGCGCUGGAUUUUGUCCCUACUGUGAAUUUUCAGACCCCUCUCCCUAAUGUCCGCGGCUCGAAGCCAAAGGCAGGAUCUCGCGGCGGCCGCGAUUCUUCUUCUAGAGGGGGCUACAACAGCAUCGCGAACGGCUCCGCUCCGUCGGAGAAAGCGGUUUCCAUGCCCACGCCAAUGGACAAGACUCCAGACUUCCGAGACAAGGCAAAAGAAGCCAAUGGUACAGCGAUCACGGCGAGACCCCACUUUCACGCAUCCAACCCUGCCAAGCGCUUCUCGAUAGACUCUACCCAUAACCGGGAGAUACGAAAGUCAUCUGCAGCUGCCGAUCACGACAGGACAAAAAAUGCUGUGUCUAACUAUUCAGGGCUCCCAGUUAGAGCCGAUUUUGUUCCUAAAGGUACCUACGGAGGAGGAGUGAAUGGCGACACUGACAAUCACCACCACAUAGCCCUUCCUGUCCAGUCCGAUAGGCGAUUUGCGACAGCCAAAGCCACCGACCAUCAUGCGUCUUCUUCAAAGGAGAACGGGACUUUGCAGUUGAAGGAACCAGGUUUGACUGCACGGGAACGGACAGAAGCUAGAGGUGAACGCACUGGCCGCGGUGGGUUCCGUGGUGGCCGUGGCGGCCAUGCAAGCAGCGCUUCUCAAGGCCAUCAUUUUUCUCGCUCGGGGUAUCAGCAAAAUGGGCAAAGAGCUGCAUCAAACGGGGCAGUAUACGGCAGCAAUGGCUCUUUGCCACCGUCCGCUGUACCAUUUAACCCGACGGCACAGCAGUAUUCCUUUGGACACGCAAGCAACGUGUCGCGGUCUAGCAAAACUCCUGGGCGAGCGCAGUCUGUAUCGCAAGUCCCGACCUUUUCUAAUCGCUUGCAAAAUGGGGUGGCAAGCAUCGCUCGGUCCCAUAAUCAUGCGGCGCAGAUGGCCGGGGUACCUGCUGAGUUCCAUAUGCAACAACCCUACCCAUUCGCGACAUAUUCGAGCAUGGAAAUCGAGCACCUGCAGCCCCUGGUUAAGCAACUGGAAUACUACUUUUCGUUGGAAAAUCUUUGCAAAGACAUGUUCCUUCGCAGGAAAAUGGACGGCCAGGGCUUUGUUCGGUUGGCAAUCGUUGCGAGCUUCAGACGGAUGGCGGAACUAGCGCCAACUCUGGACUACGUACGUGCUGCAUGUGAACAGUCUGAGAAGCUCGACUACAUCCUUGACAAAGACCAGACUGAGCUGGUAAGGUCACGCACAGAGUGGAGAAAGUUCAUCUUGCCGGAAGAGCAGAGAAUGGAGGAGGUGCGCGGCCCCGGCCCGGACUUGAGGAGUGUCCAUUUUCGCUCGCUUCAUAGCAGGCCUCCGCCGCCUUUUUAUCCCGCCGCCCUUGUAGCUGGUUAUCCGACUACAAACCCGGCGAUUUUUCAAGCGUCAGCAUUCGCCCCUAAUGGAAGCGAACCGAUGUACCAGCCAUACGACAAUGGGAUGUCUGUGGAGCACACACUCACGUCCAAUGGCAACACUCAAGUGAACGGAGGGCCGCCUUCAGGUGAGAGCCAGCUGUCUGCUAAGGUUCCAGUGUUCUCCCCAUCGGGCGGCAGCGGUGCACCGACGACGUUGGAGGACUAUCAGAACUGUCCAGAUGAGCAAGUCGAAAAUUCCCAGGACAACAUGUUGAGCAACGGUCACGACUAUUCUCUCGAGACGUCUCUGGAAACACUUAUUGAAGGCUCCAGGUCUGCUACUGUUAUAUCGUCAGCACCUCUCUCUCUCCCUGCCACAGAUGCAGUUGGAGGGGAGCCUUACCCGGGUUUGCGGACGAAGGCCUUUGAUCAACGGAAGAAUUCUAAGUCCGGCGAGACACCAGCUGCUAUGAAGCAUCUUUACCAAUUUUGGUCCCAUUGUCUGCCUGACAAAUUCAACGUUAGGAUGUAUGAGGAUUUCCGAUCAUCCGCACUAGAAGAUGCCCGUGGCGAUAUGCCAUGCGAUUUCGGGUUGCGGUGUCUUCUUCGGUAUUACAACCAUGUUUUGACCGACGCAGGUCCGAAACCGUACCCGUCGGUCUUUGUGCCGCACUUCACUGAAGCCAGGGAACUCGUGGGAUCGUGGAAAGCGGCCAGUGGUGAGGCCUGA
This is a messenger RNA of Grosmannia clavigera kw1407, 3126 nucleotides long. RefSeq names its product La domain family protein. Gene Ontology annotation, cellular component: cytoplasmic stress granule; cytosol. The transcript is spliced from 4 exons. Lineage: Eukaryota; Fungi; Ascomycota; Sordariomycetes; Ophiostomatales; Ophiostomataceae. Gene Ontology annotation, biological process: positive regulation of translation; mRNA stabilization. The record is from RefSeq and is a predicted model, not a curated record. The coding region runs from base 1 to 3126 and encodes 1041 amino acids. Gene Ontology annotation, molecular function: RNA cap binding.